AGUCCUGGCUGGGAGACCUCGGGCUCUGCGCGCCGAGGCCAGGGGUAGCCUCUGCAAGGGGUGACGGCACCUCUUCUGUAGCUGUGCCCUCUCUUUGGGCCCUCUGGUCUUAGGAGCGGGGACUGCCUAAAGCAUGAUCCGCUGGGCCUCCAACUUAUCGCCUGGAAGAAACCACUCACCCUGGAUGAACCCUUAGGCCCCUUCAGACCACCCUUGAGGAGGAUGACUGAGACAUUAUGGGACACGCGCUGUGUGUCUGCUCUCGGGGAACUGUCAUCAUUGACAAUAAGCGCUACCUCUUCAUCCAGAAACUAGGGGAAGGUGGGUUCAGCUAUGUGGACCUAGUGGAGGGGUUACAUGAUGGACACUUCUACGCCCUGAAGCGAAUCCUGUGUCAUGAGCAGCAGGACCGGGAGGAGGCCCAGCGAGAAGCAGACAUGCAUCGCCUCUUCCAUCACCCCAACAUCCUUCGCCUUGUGGCUUACUGUCUGAGGGAGCGGGGUACUAAGCAUGAGGCCUGGCUGCUGCUGCCUUUCUUCAAGAGAGGUACGCUAUGGAAUGAGAUAGAAAGACUGAAGGACAAAGGCAACUUCCUGACUGAGGACCAAAUUCUUCAACUGCUGCUGGGUAUCUGCAGGGGCCUUGAGGCCAUUCAUGCCAAGGGUUAUGCCCACAGGGACCUGAAGCCCACCAAUAUCUUGCUUGGAGAUGAGGGGCAGCCAAUUUUAAUGGACUUGGGUUCCAUGAAUCAAGCAUGCAUCCAUGUGGAGGGCUCUCGCCAGGCCCUGACCCUGCAGGACUGGGCGGCCCAGCGAUGCACCAUCUCCUACCGAGCCCCAGAGCUCUUCUCUGUGCAGAGUCAUUGUGUCAUCGAUGAGCGAACUGAUGUCUGGUCCCUAGGCUGUGUGCUGUAUGCCAUGAUGUUUGGAGAAGGCCCUUAUGACAUGGUAUUCCAGAAGGGUGACAGUGUGGCCCUUGCUGUGCAGAACCAACUCAGCAUCCCGGAAAGCCCCAGGCAUUCUUCAGCAGUGCGGCAGCUGCUGGCCUCAAUGAUGACUGUGGACCCCCAGCAGCGCCCUCACAUUCCUCUCCUCAUCACUCAAUUGGAGGCAUUGCAGCCCUCAGCUUCUGGCCAGCACACUACCCAAAUCUGAACAAACCAGAAGCCACGUUGACAAAGUGCCCUCUCAUGCCUUGGAAAGAGGCACCCAUCCUCAUUGGAAGCUCCAUCCAUUCUGUCCAGGACUGCUCUCUGAUAGGACCAGGGGGUGGGGAAAUCUUUGCUCUCUGACCUCCCCAAAGUGACAGCUGAGUAAAGAGCCUGACUAAAUAGUGGUGGGGUAGGGGUUGGGAAAAGAGAAACUGACAGAAUAUGGUCCAUGGCUCAGGACUGCUGAGCUCACAUCAUGUUCUGCCUCCAAAUUCAGGAGCAGGAGAAUGUAUAAACAAAAGAAUAAAGCAAAACCAGUUUGGUGUGGA
Otolemur garnettii (small-eared galago) is the source of this 1479-nucleotide messenger RNA. RefSeq names its product serine/threonine kinase 16 (gene STK16). The transcript is spliced from 8 exons. The record is from RefSeq and is a predicted model, not a curated record. Gene Ontology annotation, biological process: protein phosphorylation. The coding region runs from base 237 to 1154 and encodes 305 amino acids. Gene Ontology annotation, molecular function: ATP binding; protein serine/threonine kinase activity. Gene Ontology annotation, cellular component: Golgi apparatus; cytoplasm. Lineage: Eukaryota; Metazoa; Chordata; Mammalia; Primates; Galagidae.